Messenger RNA from Cryptomeria japonica (Japanese cedar), 921 nucleotides. RefSeq lists its product as uncharacterized. NCBI's taxonomy places the organism in Eukaryota, Viridiplantae, Streptophyta, Pinopsida, Cupressales, Cupressaceae. The transcript is spliced from 2 exons. Bases 120 to 785 code for a protein of 221 amino acids. The record is from RefSeq and is a predicted model, not a curated record.
UCUAUCUUCUGGUCAAUCUAACCAAUUAUUAUAAAUCUCAGCACCCUGGGUCGUUCCGGGUAGGCCUGGAAUACUCACAGAUCUCUGGUUUUUUCUGCUUCUGGGUGUUGAAAUCUGAAAUGGGUAACGCGGCUGCAUCAUCCAGAACAGGGCGCCAGGUGAAAGUGAUGAAAUUGGAUGGCGAAGUUCUGAAGUUUAAGGCCCCCAUAACGGUGGAUCAGCUUCUGCAAGAUUACCCAAAUCAUGUCAUAUUGCUCUCUGAUGCUGUUCGUCAUGUGGGCGUUCGAGCCAGGCCUCUGGACGGAUCCACACAGCUUAUGCCCAAACAGCUCUAUUUUCUGCUCGAGAUGCCCAAAAUUGAGGCUUUUCGUGGCCUCGGGAGGGUUCGAUCCGAGAUCAACAUGAGCGCCCAGUCGAGGCUUGAAGCCAUGCUUUUGGCUCGGAGAUCGAGCUCUGAUAUCACUGGGCUUACUUCUAGUUCUUCUCCUUGUGCAGUUUCUGGGAAUUCCUCCCCCAUGAAAGGGGAAGACGGAUCCGUUAGGGUUAAAGUCAAGGUGAGCAAAGCCCAACUGGCUCGAAUGACUCUGGAAAGCGAGAACAGUUCCGAAACUGCCGCAAAGAUUCUGGACCUGUGCCUUGAAGACGCAGAGCCCAAAAAAAUUGAAUCUUGUAGCCCGAAUUUGGUUCAAGAUCAGGGCUUUGAAACACCCCACCGUUCCUGCACGAAAACUGUGAAAAAACGGGUGAGGUUUCAUUCUGAUGUCCCAAACGCGGAUGUUUACUGAAGGAUGAGAAUCUGAGAGAGCCGAAAUCUUGUGCAAUUAUAGUGCUGCCAUUUUAGAGAACUUAGUUUGGAGGAAUUGCCAGUGCAACUGAAUUUUGUAUAGAAUACGUUGAAAAAUCAUUCCGUUGAAUAUUCAA